Lindgomyces ingoldianus is the source of this 753-nucleotide messenger RNA. RefSeq lists its product as uncharacterized. The transcript has 2 exons. NCBI's taxonomy places the organism in Eukaryota, Fungi, Ascomycota, Dothideomycetes, Pleosporales, Lindgomycetaceae. The record is from RefSeq and is a predicted model, not a curated record. The annotation marks the transcript as partial.
CUAAUAAUUGUAAGAAUCGAAAAUUUUCGACAUAUGUCAGAAGGGCUAGGCGCUUGGAGGCAUAUUCGAAGAGAUUACAAGCUCUGCGGGAAUGGGUUUAUGCAUCGCCGCCUAGUAUUCAAACAAAAACCCCACCCUCCUUUGCGGCCGAUCAUUGAUGCUACGGCAAGAGUCAAUGGCCUUAUUGCAGAUCCUGGGGGUAAGGGCUGGUCCGAUAAAGACAUAUACCCAGCACUCGAAAGUCGUUUGGGCGAUUUUUUAAACUCCAGUAUCAGUGCAAUUGAGAAGAUAACGCAGAUUUUCAACACGUUGAAGGAGGAGCUAACAUACAACAGAGCAUCUGUUCAGGCCAGCGUAGCUUGGGGUAAAGCGAGUAUCUCUGGGGGGAAAAGAGGGGGGGGGGUGUCUGUGGGACAACCCCAAACCCUCCCGAAUCGAGUUCGAAAUAUACCGGGCGAAAUUCGCACCCGGAGGUCUGAAAGAGAAAGAUUGUUCAAGGACUUCCAAAACUACAACGACCGCCUAAGAGUCCCCUUGAAGAAUAGUGAUGAUAUCGGGGCAUUGAAUUUUCUCUUACCAGUGUCGGCUGAGUUUGUGAGGGCGGAAGCAAUCAUGGCAGGAGCCUCUAUAAGGGCAACUCGUCUCUUCGCUGCCAUCGCUAAGUCGUGGCAAUGUCCAUGUCAGCCGCACCACCUUUCGAACUUGUUCCUGGAGAAUCGUACAUUAAACGUGGAUUUUAACCUGAUAUUCCAC